Messenger RNA from Auanema sp. JU1783, 1929 nucleotides. NCBI's taxonomy places the organism in Eukaryota, Metazoa, Nematoda, Chromadorea, Rhabditida, Rhabditidae. The record is from the annotation of a GenBank genome assembly.
AUGCUCGCAUUCCGUCUUGCAGCUUUCCAUCAGAUGACAAGACCAGUGCUUGGAUCAGUAUCGACAUUCUCACAAUCAUCAAGUAACAGUCCUAGCAUCACUCACAAACAGUCUGUUGCCUACUCUACUAUAACCAAGAAGUAUGCUUCUUUACCAAAGCUACCUGUCCCCAGCGCUGAAACCACGUUGAAGCAUUUCCUCGAAUUCUCCGCAGCUAUCCAAUCUCCAAAAGAGCUCGAGGAGACUAGAAAGAUUGUGAGCAAGUUUGCAGCAAAUGAACUCCCAAAGUUGCAAGAACUGCUCGAGAAACGAGCGUCUAGGCUAAGCAAUUGGUUGACUCCCUGGUGGUUAGAUAUUGCAUAUCUUGCUGCUCGCUCACCAUUGCCAAUUGUAACAUCACCUGGCAUUCUCAUGCCAACUUUGCCUUAUAAAGGUAUCGAGGGUCAGAUAGAAUAUGCAGCCAAAAUAUCCCAAGCUGCCACUCUAUUUCAUCAAUUGAUUGAACGUGAUGAACUACCUCAGGAUAUGGCCGGGAAAGUGCCGUUCGAUAUGAGUCAAUACCGAUAUCUGUUUGGAACAACAAGAGUACCCAAAGAAGGUUGUGACGAAAUUAUAUAUGGCUCUUCUCGUCAAAACAAACCCCGUCAUGCUGUUGUCAUGAGAAAUGGACAGAUUUUCCGAAUGGACGUAUUGGAUAAGAACUAUGCACCUUUGAGCUUGGCAGCAUUGAAACAACAGUUUGCUGCUAUCGUUGAGAACAGCAAGGAGAAGGCGGAAUAUCCCAUAGGAGUUGUUUCUUCCGAUGGUAGAGACAGAUGGGCUGCAACCUAUCGCAACCUUAAAAAGAAUCGUCAAAACGAAGAAAACUUGAAUUUGAUCGAAGAGGGAUUAUUUGUUGUUUGUCUCGAUCAAGGUACUGAUCCUCUACGUGGUUAUUCCGAGAAAGAUGAACAAGCUCGUCAAGUUCUACAUGGUGGAGGUGUAAACAACAAUUCGGGUAAUCGCUGGUUCGAUAAGACUAUUCAGUUUGUUAUUGGAAGUAAUGGGUUAUGUGGAAUGACUUAUGAACACACUCCAGCUGAGGGACCUCCAGUGGCUGCGUUGAUGGAUUAUGUUUGUGAUCAAAUAACAAAUGAGUCCUUUGACAAAGAUGUGUCAGGAAAUAUUGGCGAUGUUGAGAAACUCGAAUUCGAACUGACGGAGGAAGACAAGACGAGGAUCAAGAAGAGCUCUUCUAAGAUCAAUGCUGUUGCCGAUGACUUAGACUUGGUCACUUACACCUUUAAACGUUAUGGAAAGAAUUUCCCAAAAUCUGUUAAAAUCUCGCCUGACUCGUUUAUUCAAAUGGCUUUCCAGUUGGCUUAUUAUCGUAUCCACUCUUGCGUUGGACCAACUUAUGAAACGGCUACUCUUCGGAAAUUCGAUGAGGGUCGCACUGAGAAUAUUCGCUCGCCCAACACCUUGGCUGCUGCCUUUGUGAAAAAUAUGACUUCCAAACGCCUCUCAAUUCCCCAACUAUAUGAAUCUCUCAAGGCAGCUGCUGAAUCUCAUAAAACAUAUACCGUAAACUCAAUGAAUGGAAAUGGAUUGGACCGGCAUCUAUUAGCUUGGAAGUUGCUGGCUAACGAAAAUGGCUUACCAACUCCGUCGAUCCUUCAAACGAGUGCGUACGAGCACAUGGCUCACUUCCAAAUCUCUACAAGCCAAGUACCAACUCGACAUUUCCUGAUGAUGUGUUUCGGUCCAUCAGCUCCUGAUUGUUAUGGAAUUUGCUACAAUCCUCAAGAGACAGAACUUCAUUUCACAAUCAGUACAUUUAAGAGUUGCGGGUCAACUAGCUCAAAAAGAUUCGCCAAAGAGUUAGAGAGAGCUCUCAACGAUAUGAAUUCGGUCUGUUCGAAAGCCUUAAAAGAACAAUCGAAGCUGUAA